CUUGAGCACGUUCAGGCUUCUUUUCAUACACCUUGACUUUGACCGUCACACUUCACCAUUCUGAUACUGCUUCACCAGCUUUGGUCUCACUAUAGCCAUGUCCAGUAGAAGUAGCCAUCACAGUGUACCAUUUUCGAAGAGCCCAUCGAGAACCACGCCUAGAUCCAGCAAGAAAGACCUGGAUAACAUGAAGAUGAUGCUUCAGAGUGUCACCACACCAAGCCAGACGCCAACGCCCGACCCAUCAAGCCGGAGCAACCGACGAACCAUUAUCUUAGGACGGGUGGGGGUUGUUCUGCUCGUGCUCAGCAGCUGCUAUCUCCUUUCCUAUUUCGUUCGAAAGUAUAUCUCGUCCAAGGAUAGUAAUUGUAAGAAUGAGGCAUGCACAAUCUACACGGAUCUCAUCGCAAACACCAUCAAUAGAGACCUCGAGCCGUGUCAAGAUUUCUACCAGUACGUCUGCGAUGGUUGGCUCAAGCGAAGGCAAAACAGCGAGCACCGGACCUACCCCGUUCUGCGAGAUAUCUUGGCUACAUUCCAGGAUGCUGUUGCCGGUAAAGCCUUGUUUAGGGGUACCUUCGACAGCAAGGACCAGACCCCUUAUCAGAAGGCUGCCCUCUUCUAUCAGUCCUGCACCAGCAAUGUCUUCUGGAACUCGGAGCUCCAAGAGAUGAAACGUCUUCUUCGAGCGGCUGGCAUUUCGUGGCCGCAUGCUGUCAGCGACGUGGACGUCCUCAAGCCCAUCCUCAUGCUUACGGUCAUCGCAAAUGCGAACGCGGUUUUCAUGUUGAACGUUGGGAAGCUGCACGGACGACCCGCCGUGAUGUUCGCACCCGAUCCGUGCUUCGAAGCACUGGCAAGAAGGUCCACCCACCCUCAGUACGCCAAAUUCUUCGACACCGUCGUGCACACCUUCAAGGACUCGAACGCGACGGUCUCCGCCUCGUUCAAAGAAACGCGGAACAUUCAACAGACCGUCGACCCCGAGAUGGUCAAGGCCUUCAGGAAUCCCGACACCACGAGCGAAGUCAGCACCGACGACCUGCACGAAUACACUCCCAUCAUCAACCAAACGCGCUGGAGCACAUCACUGCCCAGCUACCUCAAUUUACCUCAACAAGGGAUUACCCUCGUCAAAAUCCGAAACGUCCGCUUCUUCCGCGCCUUCUUCAACAUCACAGCUGACAUCGGCGAAGAUAAGAUGAUGACCUACGUGAGCACUUACGUCGCAGAAAGGUUUUAUCUUUUCCUGGAUCGGGAACCUUGUCAGCAGGAUUUUGCGAACAAAGGAGAUAAUACGGACGGUAUCGGCAGCCGCAGGUUCUGCAUCAUCGUUACCGACCUAUGCAUGGGAUACGCGCUUUAUCAACGUUACGUCGAUGAUUCUGCGACGCCAGACGUGGUCAGGGACGUUACGUCGAUGAUCGGCAACAUCCACCGUUCCUUGAACACGUCCCUGAUGAAAUCCAAGUUCCGCAACUACACUUUACCCGCUGAAGUAUCAGAAUCGGCCUUCGAGUUCGUGGAAAGGACCAGGACAGACUAUUUGGAGCAGACUUAUCGUAAUUAUUCGUCCAUGACCACGAACAUGAUGGUGAAUUGGAACGUGGCCUUCGCAGGACUCCGAGCUUCCAGUCAGGAGGACGUCGUGCCGCCGCCGUUCAUUGUGGACCACGUGCCUGUCCUGUACACUGUUCGAGCGCAUCAGGACGAUUUUGUGCUCUCGCCGUACUCGUUCGACAUCCCGGUGUACGACAUCAACGCUCCACUGGCCGUCCGCUACGGGGCGCUGGGUUCCGGGAUCGGAACGGCGCUGGGAGAGUUGUUGGUCCGGAGAUACGCAACGUGGGAGAACGAUACGUUAAUCGAGCUAGACGCCAAGGUGAAAUGUCUGUUCGGGGGGAACAGUACGAUAGGUACGCUAUCUCGUGCCGAUUUGAAACGGCUGUACCGCGUCUUCAUUCUGGAUCCCUUGUGGAAUGCGUACGAAAGCGCCCAACUGCGUUCGAGUGCCUCCAUGGCGCACCUGGCGGACUUCACGCGUCAGAUGUUGUUCUUUGUAAUGUGGUGCUAUUUGCACUGCGGAUCGGAGCACGGAAGGGAUGAUUGUAAUUUGCCCCUGAAACAUUCCUCAAAUUUUGCCGAUACUUUCCGCUGUAAGACGGAUAGCCCGAUGGCUGUCCGUAAUAAAUGUGAAAUGUUUACGUAA
This is a messenger RNA of Ornithodoros turicata, 2209 nucleotides long. Its product is annotated as neprilysin-1-like. Gene Ontology annotation, molecular function: metalloendopeptidase activity. The transcript has 4 exons. The coding region runs from base 98 to 2209 and encodes 703 amino acids. Gene Ontology annotation, biological process: protein processing. The record is from RefSeq and is a predicted model, not a curated record. NCBI's taxonomy places the organism in Eukaryota, Metazoa, Arthropoda, Arachnida, Ixodida, Argasidae. Gene Ontology annotation, cellular component: plasma membrane.